UUACAUGCAGGGUCCUAAUGCCAGUUGAUUUUUUUUUUUUUUUUUGACGCGCGUUUGACAAAAACAAUGAUACGGCAAAUUAUUAACGAUGAACGCCAGUAUUUAAGCAAUUCUAAAUGGUUAAAUGUUGUGAAUGGAUGCCCACAUAAGAACGAGGAAGUCUUUAUAUGCAAACAAUGAAGGAGAGUGAGAAGUUGAGAAGUUAUAGAAUCCUUUUAUUCUGGUUGAUAUAUGAUCAAAAAUCUCUGAGAUUAAGGAACAUACCUAUUAUUUUCACAGUGGUGCUGUUUUAGUCCAGAUAACGUUGCUUAGAGCUGAAACCAACUAACACAACAAAGUCAACCAAACUCAUGGCAGGAUCCGAGUCAAAAGCCGCCAAAGAUUUGACUGCAAUGAUGGAGACAACAAUGCAACAACUUCAGAGCAGGUUUCAGAACGUAUCUGACCAGAUCAUCUCCAAAAUGGAUGAGAUGGGAACACGUAUAGAUGACCUGGAGAAGAAUGUCGCUGAUCUCAUGACACAAGCAGGAAUGGAAGAUCAUCAUAAAUCAAAUGACUUUGAAAAGAGAACAAGCUGGCCAAAGCACUGAGCAGAAAUGUUGCAGAAGCUUGAGAUCAACAGUAUAUUUGUGAAUUAAGCUAUGCAUGUAUUGUUCACAUGUGCCUUAUUUUUUAUUAAGCUUAUAUACAUGUAAUGUGGAUCUUGUACCUAUCAAUAAACUAAAUUGUUUA
This is a messenger RNA of Ctenopharyngodon idella (grass carp), 732 nucleotides long. Its product is annotated as heat shock factor-binding protein 1. The record is from RefSeq and is a predicted model, not a curated record. The transcript is spliced from 5 exons. Lineage: Eukaryota; Metazoa; Chordata; Actinopteri; Cypriniformes; Xenocyprididae. Gene Ontology annotation, molecular function: transcription corepressor activity. Gene Ontology annotation, biological process: cellular heat acclimation. Bases 351 to 590 code for a protein of 79 amino acids. Gene Ontology annotation, cellular component: nucleus; cytosol.